CAGUGUCGGGUAGACCGUAUUAUGACAUUCCUUGAAGGAUUCUGUUUGGGUUUAUCAGCCUAAAUCCUUGCAUUCCCUUUCACGUGAAAAAUCCCUUUAAAGCGGCCGAAUUUUUCUCUCGCGCUUGCAUUUCAUAAGUAACUUUACUGAAUGUAGAUAUUUCCUUACUUGAAGUACUCAUUCUUUCAAAUAAAAUGGCGACAUAUACAUUACCUGAGGGAUUCAGUGAUUUCGAUAUGUUUGCGUUUGGUUCGGCUCUCCUAGUCGGGGGUCUGCUUGGCUUCUUCCUCAAUUUUAUCUCAAUACUGGCUUUCCUCAGAGUUAAGGAACUGAGAAACCCCAGUAACUUCUUUGUUUUUAACUUGGCUCUGGCUGAUAUCAGUCUCAACAUCAAUGGCCUGGUUGCUGCUUACUCAAGCUUUCUUAGGUAUUGGCCUUUUGGCCCAGAGGGUUGCCAGAUACAUGGGUUCCAAGGAAUGGUUUCCAUCCUAGCAGCAAUAAGCUUCCUUGGUGCUAUUGCCUGGGACAGAUAUCACCAGUACUGUACCAGGCAGAAGUUGUUUUGGACCACUGCCGUGACCAUGAGUACAAUAAUCUGGGCCCUUGCCAUCUUCUGGGCUGCUCUUCCUCUUCCUGCCAUUGGCUGGGGAGUGUUUGACUUUGAGCCAAUGAGAACAUGUUGUACUCUGGACUAUACUAAGGGAGACAGAGACUACAUCACCUAUAUGCUGACCAUCACCCUCCUAUACCUCCUCGUCCCUGCUGUCACCAUGCAGUCUUCCUACAGUACCAUCUACGCCUACUUCAAAAAGACGCACAAAUUUAAGUUUAAUACCUCAUUGCCCAUAAAAGUCUUGUUCUUCUGCUGGGGCCCCUAUGUGGUUAUGUGCAUGUAUGCCUGCAUAGAGAAUGUAAAGCUGGUUUCACCAAAGCUCAGAAUGGUGCUACCAGUUUUGGCAAAGACGUCACCAAUCUUCCAUGCCCUGCUGUAUUCUUAUGGAAAUGAGUUUUACCGAGGAGGAAUCUGGCAGUAUCUCACUGGGCAGAAAGCUGGAGAUACAACUGACAAGAAAAAAUAGGAGACAACAUCUCAUGGCCUUUUUUGAGACAAAUAUUUCAGGUGCACUUAAAUCAUUUGAAUUUAUUGUGUGUUGGAAGAAUCUCAUUGGUGUGAGAAGGAGGUAGGGUCUAUGUUCAAUCACUGUCUUUGCUAGCUUUGACUAAAACUGCAAUUUAAUAAAUCACUGGACAUUCCAAAUUGUUCAAUUCUCAUUUUCAUUUGUGUGCCAUAAAGGAGCAAAAUGGUUGUAAGUUAUGCUGUACAUUUGAGCAAAAGUAAGUUUACUUUUACAAUCAUUUUUAUAUGAGUAUAACUCAGUUUGCUCUCAUGGUCUACCCAGAUUUGAAUCCUGUUAUAGGCAAACACACCUAACUGCAUUUUUAUACAGUAUUUAAUAAAUUACACAGAAAUUUGUAAUGAAUUGUGCCUGUGAUCCAAUAAAGUCAUGUAAGUUGUCAAAAAAA
Molecule: messenger RNA, 1524 nt
Organism: Chanos chanos (milkfish)
Lineage: Eukaryota; Metazoa; Chordata; Actinopteri; Gonorynchiformes; Chanidae
Gene: rgrb
Product: retinal G protein coupled receptor b
Exons: 7
Coding region: 195-1079 (294 amino acids)
Biological process (GO): phototransduction; visual perception; G protein-coupled receptor signaling pathway
Cellular component (GO): membrane
Molecular function (GO): G protein-coupled receptor activity
Source: RefSeq, a predicted model, not a curated record